Molecule: messenger RNA, 3587 nt
Organism: Penaeus chinensis
Lineage: Eukaryota; Metazoa; Arthropoda; Malacostraca; Decapoda; Penaeidae
Product: T-cell immunomodulatory protein-like
Exons: 15
Coding region: 967-3228 (753 amino acids)
Biological process (GO): transcription initiation at RNA polymerase III promoter
Cellular component (GO): transcription factor TFIIIC complex; plasma membrane
Molecular function (GO): protein binding; histone acetyltransferase activity
Source: RefSeq, a predicted model, not a curated record
UGUGGUAUUUUGUUCGACAUAUACAGAGGAACUGAAUGUGUAGGAUUAAUGUAGCAGGUUUUGAUAACGUCAUCGUAGUUGUGUUUGUGUUUAGUAUUCUCGAAAAUAAGUUUGGGUUUAUGAGGAAGAUUCAUUAGGAAAGAUUUUCUUAAUCAUUAUGGAAAGGAAUUUUGUUUGUUGAAGUGAUGUCCGUCGUCGUUAAUAUCGUAAAAAUAAUCGUGUCUUAUAAUUUCAAAGAUAGAGUUUUUGUUUUAGAGCCUCGUGCAAAUUCUCGAAAGAAAAUCACAAGGUCAUAAAGUGGUGUAAUUCUGGGCCCAUGAAAGAAAAGAAAGAAAGAAUGAACGCAUAUGUGAACCCAAGUGAAAUUUAAAGCCAAAUGGUCUGAUGUUAAGCACAGAGAACCGGAAAAAAUGGAAUCCAGCCUUGAAAUAUUCUUCAGGAAUGUUCUAUGAUGACAUUUGGCUUUUUGUAUUCAUUGUGUUAGGGAGCAUGUAGGGUUCCAUUUUGGCUUUAUGUAGAGGAAGUAUAACAGGAAAUGCAUGACCUUUACAGACCAGACAGCCAAAAGAAACUAGUUAUAUUUUCUGAAAGAUUUUUUUAUUGCUCUGUUUCUUGAUUCAGUGAUUUGGUGUGGCUCUGAGGUUUUACAAAACAUGACACUUCAACAUUGAAUUAGUUUCACUUUGAUUCAUUGUACUCUCAUGCUUAGUGAACUUGCUAUCACAUAAUCUAGUGUAGGUGCAGUACAUGAACACAUUAAAUACUUAUACUUUCAACUACAAUUGAUAAUACAUGUCCCCAGUGACAAUUGUUUAAAAACAAAUAUGAUUUAUGUUUAUUGAUUCAGGCUAUAGAAUUAUCUUUACAAUUGUAGUAAAAGAAAUAAAUGUAUUAUGGAGUACUACACAAAAUAUUGGGUAUUUUUGGAAUACCUUUGCAUAACCAGUGGUACUGAUUUUGGAAUCAAUGGAUUUCUCUCACUCUCUACUAUCCAAAUAUACCAAAAUUUCCCUGGUACUUUUCAUGCGCUCCCCAGCUAUUUGGGCCAAGAAUGUGGGGGCUUGGGAGGUUCUGUGGCAUAAUUCUUACAUAUGUGUGUCCUAUAGGGUGAAAGGAAACCAUCGUUAUCAAAAUCGUCUUGAUCAGUUAUGUGAAGAUAUGUUGGGCAAUGUAGAAGUGCGGCAGUGGGUGGAAGGAAUCCCUAUUGCCAUUACUGUGUUGGUGCGAUCUCCAAUCACUUGGUCAGAAGACAACAACAUAGCUGUUGUGACUCAACUUGGGACAUAUAUUUUUGAGCUGUCCCUGUCAUCGGAGGAAUGUUCACCCAGCAUAGUUUACACUCGGUCCUUUAUCCCACCGCCAAAAGAACCAAGCAAAUGGCAGAACACAGGAAUAGCAGUGAGACCAAUGGUAGAACAGGUAGAACACAGUGCAAGUCAUGCAAUCAUGCUCGAUGGCGUGUUGUCAGCUGGACAGAGAACCCAAAGUGAACAGUCUCCGCUCAACAAUCGAAACCUGUCUCCUGCCAUCCCUGGAGGCAUCGCAAAUCACUUAGGAUAUCACAGAGGUGCUUGGUCUCCAUAUGGGGUGGGGGUUCAGAGUAGAUGCUUGCUAGCUCUCGUCACACACGACCACCAAAUGUUGAUCGUAGGCCAGGAAGGGCGGCAGUGGAACAAGUUAGCGGAUAUAACAGGCUUGUGGUACAACCAUGUCUCUGCCAAUUCUUGGGCUUUGACCAGCCUUCCAAAAUCGAGUCCGUCACACGAGGUGUUCACUGCUAGGAUGAGCAUGUUAUCCAUAUUAGCAAUACUGUGGACCCCACUGUGUGAAGAUAAUGCAGGUAAAUUCAGUGUCCUGCUCACCACAACAGCAAGUGGCCACAUAGCAUUUUGGAGAGUGCCUGCAGGUUUUAGUGGCAAAGAGGACAUUCACAUCAUUGGGGUGAAGGAAGCUAACAUCAAAUCUGUGUCGGCACUUCGUUGGAGUCCUGUUUGUGAAGGCUGUGGUUAUCUGGUGGUGGGUAACAGUAAUGGGCAAGUGAAGAUCUUUUAUUGCAAGAUAGACAGCAAUGGAAUUUUACUGAGAGACUUGGGUUUUGCCUUUGAUGAUGAUUACAGAAUACAGGUGAACUAUGUACAGCUUGUUCAUCUUGUCAAUGAGCAGUACUUGCUUCUUCUUGGAAAACACAAUAUAUUUGUUGCAGCAACAAUCGAUCUCACAGAGGACAAACUGCAGAUUCACAAUAUUGCACACUGCCACGUUGGAAAGUUGGCAAUUUCAGGUGUUGUGUAUUUGGAAAACAGUAACAUAUAUGUCGCAGUCAAGGAUGGUCUGGUGCAACGCCUUUGUGUCAAGUUAGAACCUGAAAGAAAUAUCUCCAUUGAACUCACUGGAAAUUCAUUUCGUUCAGAGGGCGUUGCUUUCACUGGCCUUGUGACGUCACCAAAUGCUUCACUCUGGGGUAUCCUAGAGUCAGUAAGUGUUGCCUAUGACCACUUGGUCGUGCGAGAACCCACACAGCUCAACAUUUACCAAGUGAGCAAAUCUUCAACAAUCAUGAAUCACCUGCUGGAAAAUCCUGUUUCUCUUCAUAGUCAUGCAGAUCUUCUUGAAAGUCUCAGACUCUCUGCAUGCAAGGGAGGAGGACCAAUAAAAUUUCCAUCAUCUAGAGAAAUUACUAGUUGGCCUCUCCAUGAAAUGAAAGUGUUUUACUGGCUGGCAAAGAUGAGCAAAAACAUUAGAGUCAGUGACAUAAAGCCUAUAGAACAUUUGGAAGAACUAGAACAUCAGCUACAGGCAAUAAUACUGGAAGAAUGGAUAAGAGAUUGUCUUAAGAAUUUUACCAAUACAGACAUUCCAGGGGACCCAUCCAUUGCUUUGUCUAUUUCUUUAAUGUGUGAAUGGCUGGGUAGAAAAGACAUUGAUAGCGAUGUUGAGUUAUCAGAGUCAGUGAAAAAGAAGAUUGGCAUAGUGAGCAACGAGCAGUGUCUUGUGUGCAAAGAAAGCAUCAAACUAGAUUCCCUUGUUCAUGGAAAAUGUGAAAAAGGUCACACACUUCCCAGAUGUUGCCGAACAUUUUUAUUAAGCCGACCAACAGUGCAUUGCCCUCGCUGUAAAGCUUUUGUCCACUCUGCAGCAACUGUACUGUUAGGUGGGAGUCCAACCUGUACCUACUGUGACGGCUUGAUGGCUGAUGAAAUUGGAAGCAGGAAGAGAUCCAGAAAGUAGCAUGAGGAAGAUGUCAUCUAGAGCAGAGGCAGCUUUUUUUUUUGUUCUCUCUCUGUCUCUCUCUCUCUCUCUCUCUCUCUCUCUCUCUCUCUCUCUCUCUCUCUCUCUCUCUCUCUCUCUCUCUCUCUCUCUCUCUCUCUCUCUCUCUCUGUCUCUGUCUCUGUCUCUGUCUCUGUCUCUGUCUCUGUCUCUUUCUCUCUCUCUGUCUCUCUUCUGUAUACUUAACAGGGUUUUAUGAUAGUUGGAUAAAUUUUGUGGAGAAAGUCAUAGUAUUUAUUACCCAUAUUAUUUCUCCUCUUCCACAGAAUGUCUUUCAUCAUGUGUCUGUUCUUUUGUAACCAUUAAAAGAGAUAAAAGUA